Molecule: messenger RNA, 2316 nt
Organism: Theobroma umbraticum
Lineage: Eukaryota; Viridiplantae; Streptophyta; Magnoliopsida; Malvales; Malvaceae
Product: Leucine-rich repeat protein kinase family protein
Biological process (GO): protein phosphorylation
Molecular function (GO): ATP binding; protein kinase activity; protein binding
Source: RefSeq, a predicted model, not a curated record
UUCCAGCAUACUUUUCCUUCAAUGUCAGCCCUCUUCUGAAAUCAAAUUUCAUUGAAUCGAACUAGAAAUGAUUUUAAAAACCUAAACCCUAAAAUCCCAAAAUUUCUAACCCUGGCCAACCACAAACGCUAGGCAGGUGUACUUUCAGAAAUCUGCCGUAUGUGAGAUGUACUUGAGUCAUUAAGUCAGAAGUCACAGGUGUUUUUGGCUGUAUCCUUUGUACAAUGUGAAUUGAUCCUUACUGUAGCCAUGUUGCCAUUUAGAGUGCAACGACUUUUAUUACAAUAAGGUGGCACUAAAAGAAGGGGAGAGGAGUUGAGUUGAUGUGCAGAGGUUGCUUGGUCCAUCUCCCUUGGAGAAUAAAGGAACUUGUAAUUUUCAAGCUUUUCCCAAAUGGCAUCCUCUAAAGCUUAUGACAAUCUGGCUCAUUGUCCUUUUCGUAAGAAUCAGUUAUUCAUCCAAUGAGCCUGAUGUUGAGGGAGAAGCUUUGACAGGUUUUCUCAAGGUUCUCAAUGAUUCCAGAGGUCAAAUAACUGAUUGGAAUGAUCAUUAUACCAGUCCAUGCUUUGGCUGGUCUCAUGUCACCUGUAGGGAUGGAAAUGUCGUAUCCUUGGACCUGGCUUCAUAUGGAUUUUCAGGAACUCUUUCACAUUCAAUUACCAAACUGAAGUUUCUGGUUAACUUGGAUUUGCAAAACAAUGAUCUAUCCGGUUCGUUGCCUGAUUUCCUUGGUGAUAUGGUACACCUAGAAACUCUGAAUCUUGCAAAUAAUAAAUUCAGUGGUUCUAUACCAGCAAAUUGGGGUCAACUAUCCAAUUUAAAGUAUCUGGACCUUUCAUCCAACAAUUUAACUGGAAGAAUUCCAAUGCAAUUGUUUUCGGUUCCAACAUUCAACUUUACAGGAACACAUCUUGCUUGCGGCUCAAGCUUGGAGCAACCUUGUGUUUCAACCCCUACGUUGCCAGUUUCAACCAGCAGGUCCAAAAUUAAAAUCGUUAUAACCUCCUCAAGUUGUGUUGCUCUCAUACUUCUAUCACUUGGUACUUUCUUUGUUUACCGGUUUAAUCAAGUCCACAAACUUAGGCGUGAUGUUUUCGUUGAUGUUGCAGGUGAAGAAGACUGCAAAAUUUCCUUUAGCCAACUUAGGCGAUUCUCAUGGCGUGAGAUCAAACUUGCAACUGACAAUUUCAGUGAAUGCAACAUAAUUGGACAAGGAGGGUUUGGAAAAGUUUAUAAAGGUGUCCUCUCUGACAACACUAAGGUUGCUGUGAAACGCCUUGCAGAUUAUUGUAGUCCUGGUGGAGAAGCUGCAUUCCAGAGGGAAGUUGAGCUUAAAAGUGUUGCUGUUCAUAAGAAUCUUCUACGGUUGAUUGGAUUCUGCACGACAUCAUCUGAAAGGAUUCUUGUUUAUCCUUUCAUGCAAAAUUUAAGUGUGGCGUAUCAACUAAGAGAUUUAAAACCCGGUGAGAAAGGCUUGGACUGGCCAAUGAGGAAACGUGUAGCUUUUGGUGCUGCCCAUGGUUUGGAGUAUCUACAUGAGCAUUGCAAUCCAAAGAUAAUACAUCGUGAUUUAAAAGCUGCAAACAUCCUUCUAGAUGAAAAUUUUGAAGCCGUUCUUGGAGAUUUUGGGCUGGCAAAGCUUGUUGAUACUAAGUUGACUCAUGUUACCACUCAAGUGCGUGGUACCAUGGGUCAUAUCGCCCCAGAAUAUUUGUCCACAGGACAAUCUUCUGUAAAAACUGAUGUCUUUGGAUAUGGUGUAAUGCUUCUGGAACUUGUUACUGGUCAGCGUGCAAUAGAUUUUGCUCGUCUAGAAGAGGAAGAGGAUGUUCUUCUACUUGAUCAUAUCAAAAAGCUGCUGAGAGAAGACAGGGUUGAUGACAUUGUUGAUCGAAACUUGAAGAUUUAUGAUCCUAAAGAAGUGAAGACUAUUGUACGAGUUGCACUGCUCUGCACACAGAGCUCACCCGAAGAUCGCCCAACAAUGGCAGAAGUGGUCAAAAUGCUAGAAGGAGUAGGACUAGCAGAGAGAUGGGCUGAAUGGGAGGAGCUUGAACAAGCAAGGAAUCAAGAAUUCAUGCUUUUCUCUCACCAGUUCAUUUGGCCUGAAGAUUCAAGUGUUGACCAAGAAGCUAUACAGUUGUCCAGAGCCAGAUAAUCCCACACACUAUCACUUUUGAGCUAAACUCUCAAACCCAAGCAGCUUUUGUGCAUUGAAUCUCAGAAAGAAAAAUGAAAACCAUAGUAUUAUCUAAAGUUGUAUCACAUAGUAUAUGGUUUGGUAUCUGUUACAAUGCUACAUUUAUUGCUUGUAAA